AUGCCUGAUCCUCGCGUCUUUAUCAUUCGCCAUGGCGAAACAGAAUGGUCCCUCAACGGGCGACAUACUGGGAUUUCGGAUAUCCCACUCACCGCAAAUGGCGAGAAGCGUAUUCUCGCUACGGGCAAAGCACUGGUCGGCGAUGAUCGCUUGAUCGUACCUGGAAACUUGGCACACAUUUAUGUGUCCCCCCGCACCCGCGCAAAACGAACCCUCGAACUUCUUGAUCUAGGCUGUCGCGACCGCUUCCCCUGGUCCUCCGCACUCCCCUCUCUUAGCCCCCGCACAAACGCCUCGAUUCAAGUCUGCGAGGCAAUCCGCGAAUGGGACUACGGCGCCUACGAGGGAAAAACUUCGCCGCAGAUCCGCAAAGAGCGGAAAGAAAGGGGGUUGCACGAGGACUGGGACAUUUGGCGCGAUGGUUGUGAGGGCGGGGAAAUGCCUGGGGAUGUGGAGGCGAGGCUGGAUGGGUUGAUCAGGGAGAUUAGGAACAAGUUUCAUAGAGGACGAUUUGGAUCGGACAACAAACCAAGCGACGUCCUUAUCGUUGCGCAUGGACAUGUAUUACGAUCUUUUGCAGCACGUUGGGUCGGAAAACCGUUGCGAGAUAACCCCAGCUUGAUUCUCGAGGCUGGAGGUGUGGGCACGCUGAGCUAUGAACACCAUAACGUGGAGGAGCCGGCCAUCUUGCUAGGUGGUGCGUUUGUUGUGGAUGUUGUGGAAAAGGAAAGACAGAAGAAGUAG
Molecule: messenger RNA, 744 nt
Organism: Plenodomus lingam JN3
Lineage: Eukaryota; Fungi; Ascomycota; Dothideomycetes; Pleosporales; Leptosphaeriaceae
Biological process (GO): ribose phosphate biosynthetic process
Molecular function (GO): sedoheptulose-bisphosphatase activity
Source: RefSeq, a predicted model, not a curated record